Molecule: messenger RNA, 3428 nt
Organism: Oncorhynchus mykiss (rainbow trout)
Lineage: Eukaryota; Metazoa; Chordata; Actinopteri; Salmoniformes; Salmonidae
Product: lamina-associated polypeptide 2, isoforms beta/gamma
Molecular function (GO): DNA binding
Source: RefSeq, a predicted model, not a curated record
CUCUUUGUUGCCUUAGCUUGGUAUUAACUGGUUUACGACUGCGGACAGACAGACUCAAAUAGGCCGGGCUUUAACUAAUAGGGCAUACAGUUCUUUAAAUAGUUUUAAAUCCGUAUUUACUUGUUGAGUUUAAAUAUAUAAUUAAAUUGCAUCUGUAUUUUUGCUAAAUAAUCGAAUAUAUCUGAAGAUUUAAAAAAGUAACUAAACCGGAUAGCUUGUUCAUGCUAGCUAAAUUAAAUCGCUGGGCUCCAGUCUUUUCAUUUGCCGACAUUGCUAGCUCUGCACGUUUCCUUGUUGUUGUUGUUGUUGUUAGCGACCGAGUUUGGCUAACUGCUACAUUUCAGCAUUACUUGCUAGCUACAGUUUUUAGCUAGAAGAAAGCAAUCAGGCAUGGCGGAAUUCCUCGAAGAUCCGUCUGUUCUCACUAAGGAUAAGCUCAAAAGUGAGCUCACGGCCAACCAUGUCCCACUUCCCAGCUCCGAACAGAAGAAAGACGUCUACGUUCAGUUGUACCUGAAAAAUUUGACCGUUCAGAACAAGAAAUGUCCACCAUCUGUAGACACGUUCUCCAGUGAUGAAGAAUUGCCUGCCCCUGUAGUCUCCAACAAGAGCCGAUCUGGAAGAAAAGCUACCCGAAAGACAGACAAGCCUCGCUCAGAAGAAGUGGAAGUCACAGACCUCACCGAUGCAAGUUUAAAAGAUGAGCUGUUGAAGCAUGGAGUCAACACUGGGCCCAUAGUUGGCUCCACCAGGAAGCUUUAUGAGAAAAAGCUUCAGAAGCUACUGGAUACACCUGCAGCUGAGACUACGCCCAGCCCACCUGAAACUGCCACAGUUAACGCUGCAGCCAAGGCAGAUGGCAACCAGAACGGCAACACAUACUCUGGCCAGUACAGUGACAAGGAGGAAGAUGAGAUAGGUACCGCUACGGAACCAGAGCCUGUUCCUGUUGUGGAGAAGCCUGUGAGGAGCAGAGAGAAGACUCCUGUCACUGUUAGGAACAGCAGCAGACGGAGCAGCAAGCUACAGGUGGUGGAGGUGAGCCUAGCAACGGGCGACCAGACCCCUAAGAAGACGAGGGAGAAUGUUGAAGAGAUUCUCGCUAAUGAGAUCUUUUCACCCACAGGCAUCAGCGCCAGCUGCAGGCGACCGAUUCGCGGCGCGGCGGGCCGACCGGUGAAACCCAGCAACUACUGGCUGAACGAGUCUCUCCUGGAGCACUCCAUCUAUACAGAGUCUUAUUCUGGAUGCAGCUCCUUGGGCUCCAACGUGCCGGCCAGGCCCGGCUUCCUCUCUGUACUAUUAAAGCUCAUGGUACUCGUCACUGUAGCUGGGUCCAUCUACUUCGCCAUUCAGCACCUCGAUGCAGAUCAGGUUCAGUCCUUCAAGGGAAUGCUGACCGACGCCAAGGGUCUCCUAAACAGCGCUAAGGGUCACCUGUGUAGCGCGGUUGAUAAGGUGGUGGAUGCCGUGUUCGAUAAUGUGAUUGUGCCGCUGGGUAUCGGGGGAGGCAGCAGCCAAGGUGCAGAAGCAGAGAGUGGCGGCCGGUAAGCAGUGCACCCUCUCCACCCUGCUUUCUUUUUUUGUUGUAUUAUUUUACCGUUAUUUUACCAGGUUGUCCAAUUGAGGUCAGAUCCCCGGUUAUUCAACAGACCACCUGGCCACUGCUCUGCCAUCCACACCUCACUAGCUCACCACACCCCCCUCCAUCGUCAUCCUCUGGUCACUACCUUGGAGGACGGACUGACUUUUAAUCUGGGCUGGUAGACUAUCAUCCUGUCCCCUCCUUGUUCACUUUUCCUCACCCCACGUGAGGAGGGCAGGAGGGGUAUUCAACCCAACCAACACCAGCUUCCUGGAAAACCAACACUGUCUUGCCAAGACAGUCUAAAGAGACUUGUUUUUAUUAUGACGUUGUUUUUAAUCGUAGUGUGAAGUCUUAUGUUGUGUAUCCUUUGUGUGUGUAUUUUUAGAAAGGACAGACAAAUCGUACGCAUGGUUGUAGUUUUUUGAAGGACAUGUUUGUCGUUUUUGGAGUGUCUGUGGUGCCAGGUGUUUUUCUGAUGGUGAAGUGCAUGCACAGUGAUAGCACUUAGUGCCAGUGUAGGUGUCAAUUCCAUUUCAAUUCCAGUCAAUUCAGAAAGUAAACAAUUCCAAAUGUUCCUCAUUAAAAAGCAUGGAAGAGAAUUGGAAUUCCAGUGUACUUCCUGAAUCGACUGGAAUUGACAUGGAAUUUACCUCAACCCUGCUUAGUGCCCUCCCACUAAUUCAAGCACAGAGAAAUGAUAUUAAUUACAGAAACAUUUACAAGUAUUUCUGUAUUGGUUUUUGAAUAUACACUAGUAGUAACAAUAAAGCUAGGUAGAAUAAUGGUGCUCAGGUCUAUUCUAAUUUGCUCUAAAUUAAUCUGAUCAGUGCUGGGAGGAGUGACAGUGUCCAAUAGUGUAACUUCAGGUCUCGUCACUGUAUGAGGAAAAACCCUUAUUUUCAAGCUAUAAAGGUUAUAAAACUGAUUUUCUUUGGUUAAAUUGCUCGUUUUUUGGUAUAUGCUGCAGUAACUAAGUAAGUGGUCUGACCUGUGAAUGGCUCAUGAUGGCACCUGACUUGAGGAGCAGUGACCCAAAUCCCAGUAUUAGCUUUGUGAGUUUGUGUGAGUUUACGUACAUGUUUCAUUUAGUAGUGAUUUGUUGUGCUAAAGAUUCCAGAUCUUCCAGUCCCAUCUACCGGGUCAUGUUCAGUAGGGCACUGUAGCAAAAUGGGUAUAAUCCUCUCUGUUUUAAUGUGUGUUUUCCCUGUUUGUUGCCUAAGGAACAUGACCCAAGACUGGCUGUCUUUUUUAGUGCACCCACACUGCCCUUCUAAGCGGUUCUGCACACUACUGAUCUGGGAAAAAUAACGUUUUUGCAAUAGGUAGUUGAGCAAAUAUACGAGUUAACAAUGUAUUCCAUUUUGUUACUUGGAUUAUAAAUUGAUAUUUACUCUGCCUCAUGUACACUUCAUUGUCAUAGAAGAGGUAACACUAACAAUUGCCUGAGGAGAGACAAAUGGUAAGCAACUUAACAAAUUGAUAGCAACUUAACUUAUGUUGACCAUUCAUAGAAUUUUGAUGUCAAGAUGUUGACAUUUUUUGUCCAGUGUUGAAAAUAAGUAUUUUAUUUUUUUUUCUGUAUUUUUCUAAUGUGAAUUGUUAAUGUUGUUCUUUUGUCUAGGUGAAAGUGAAAUUUUAAAAAACAAACAAAAAAUGCUAUCCUAAAACUGAACCUCUUUGUUGACUUGUGGUUACACAGUGAAUACAGUAUAUUAAAGCUGAAAUGUUUGUUACUUUGAUCAGGCAGCUAGCUUCCCAACGAUGGAUUGUGGGGGUAAGGAUUUUGAAUCUGUUUUUAUUUAAAAUACUAUCAUGAAAUAAAUGUGGUAAUUGAAUUGUC